AGUCCCAGCUCCCCACCGCCCGGGCAGCGCUCCCGGCUGGGCCUGGCCCGUCCACCACCGGGGGGAAGCCACCAAGUGGGAACAGAUGCAACAUCAAGCAACAGGGCAGACGGAAUCCACGCAGCCCGGGCCGUCUCCAUCCACCCCGAAGCUCCCGCCCCAGGCGUCCGGGCACCUCCCCGCCAGGGCAUGGAAGCUGUGUCCACCCUGCAGCUCGUGAACCUGACCAGCCUCAAUCGCACCGAGCCGCUGGGGCUCCUGUCCCAGCACUCGUCCGCCAACGAGCAGCCCCUGUACAGCGAGUACAAGCCACCCGUCCGCGACCUCAUCCCCCUGCCCAAGGCUGUGCUCUACCUCCUCAUGGCCGCCCUGGUGGUGGUGGGCGUCGCCUACGCCAUCGUGGGGCACCUCAUCAAGGACCUGGCCCACGACCUCGUAGACUGGCUGCUGGGGCCACAGCCCGACAAGGAGAACGACUUGGACACUGCACCCCCGCCCCCCCCAGGGUUCCACCGUAGCGCAGCCCCCCAUGGCUGAGCCCCAUAGCCCCGGCGAGGUGCACAUCAUGCUGCAGGGGGGGGCCCAGCCCACAUAGGGCAGGGCCCCCCCCCCCGCCCUGGACAGGAGGGGCUGAGCCGGCGGGUACACCCAGAGACCAGCCCAACACGCCGCGGAGCCCAGAGGCCCAGCCGGGACGGACGGUGCCCGAGGGCAGGCAAGGACCCCCCCCCGUGGCCAUCGGGGGGGACGGCUGUUCGCCCCCAGCCCCGUCUCCUCUGCCGCUUUGGGGCCUCGCUGACGCCAACGACCUGGCUGGGGGAGCUCCAGUGGCUAGUGAGCCCCCACCAGCCGAGCUUCCUGCUGGCCCUGCAGCUCACCCCGCGGAGGGGCUGGGAGUCGGGAAGGUGGGUCUGUGCUGGGGGGGGGGGGGGGGAAGCAAGGCGAGGCCUGGCGAAGGGAAGGGCAGGUGCUGCCUAUAGGCCCCUCUGAGUAGGGGGCACAGCGGGGCCAUUUCCCCCAGCCAGAAGCCCCCCUGCACUCAGGACAGGGGGCACGUGGCUCUGGCCAUGGCCCCUGCCCUGAGGCACCUGUGGGGGAGGGGCCCCGGGGCUCAGGCAGCACCAGGGAAGGAUCCGUUUGUCAAAUAAAAUAUUGACUCUGAAAAUG
Molecule: messenger RNA, 1167 nt
Organism: Gopherus flavomarginatus (Mexican gopher tortoise)
Lineage: Eukaryota; Metazoa; Chordata; Testudines; Testudinidae
Product: small integral membrane protein 44-like
Exons: 3
Coding region: 190-537 (115 amino acids)
Source: RefSeq, a predicted model, not a curated record